This is a messenger RNA of Dentiscutata erythropus, 1551 nucleotides long. The record is from the annotation of a GenBank genome assembly. NCBI's taxonomy places the organism in Eukaryota, Fungi, Glomeromycota, Glomeromycetes, Diversisporales, Gigasporaceae.
AUGAUUUUUAAUAAAUUGUUAGUGUUACCAAGAUCUCCUAAUACACUUAAAACAUUAUGUGGAUAUUGUAAUUCAUUUAGGGUUAGAAACAACAAUUUAAUCGUAAUAACGAAGAAUUCAUCAUUAAAAAUAAAACCUAAACAACAAAUUAUUAAUAGAUAUUUUUCUUCAAAAUCAUUAUUAUUUUCAAGUGAACCUUUAAAUCAAAAUUUAUUAAUUCAAAAAAAAAAAAUACCACGUGGAAAAGAAAAAAGUUCUAAUGUUGAUACGUUAAGUCCUCAAACAAAAAAAGUUCUUAAAAGUUUAGGUAUUUUAAGUGCGGGAUUUGGUGUAAUAUUUACUAUUUACUUGGGAAGGCCAUUUACAAAUGAUCGAGAAGAUCAGUAUAAAGAUUUAAAUGCUUUUCAAGCAUGGUAUAUGCGAUUGCAGGCACGUACAAAUGAUAUUACGCAUUUUUUUACAGAACCUUCAUCAGAUAAAUUAUUACCAGAUAGAGAUACAAUACCAAAUCUUCCUCCAUUAACGCUAGUGAUCAAUCUUGACCAAACUCUUAUUUAUUCUACUUGGGAUAGAAAAAAUGGAUGGAGAACAGCAAAACGGCCGGGUGUUGAUUAUUUUUUAUAUGCUGCUUCAAAUCUUUUUGAAGUGGUCAUAUUUACUUCCCAGCCUUCUUAUGUUGCAGAACAAAUACUCGCAAAGCUCGAUCCACUUGGCAUGGUUCCAUUUAGACUUUUCAGAGAAUCAACGCGAUAUGUAGAAGGAAAGGAUAUUUCCAAAAUAAAUCGAGACCUAUCUAAAGUAAUAGUUAUGGAUUCUAAUCCUGUUGCUUAUUCUAUGCAACCUGAAAAUGUGAUCACUGUUCCUCCAUGGACAGGGGAUCCUAAUGAUACUUAUCUAGUUGAUAUCAUUACAUUUCUCGAAGGUAUUUCUUUAUUGUUAUCUGAAGUUCAAGAUAUUCGUCCAGUAGUUAAAGAAUUUCAAGGAAAGAACGUUACAAAAUUUUAUCCGGAAUGGGAAGAGCAAUGGAAAAACAAGCAUCAUCAAGAAUGGGAAAAAGCUAAACCAAAAAAAGAAGGUUUGGCUAGAUUUGUUUCAAUGAUUGGUGGUAGUCAAGUGCAUGAACAAGUAAUGCCACAAUAUCAACAAGCAUUAAUUCACCGUCAGAUGGUUCAUGGUGAAUUACUGGAACAUUAUAAAUCUAUAAAAGAUAGAGGUCCAGAAUUACAACGUGCGAUAGAUGAUUACGAGAAAAAAAUUCAAGAAAGCAUGAAAGAGCAAAAAAUUACGCACUGGGAUUUAUUAACUAAGGUUGGAAACCAAAAAUUUGAAGCAAAGUGUGUACAAGGAGAACAGGAAAGUCGUACAGAAAUGUCUAUUACAAUUCGCGAUAUUUAUGGUGGUUGUGUUAAAGGUUUUAAGCAAAGUUUUAAAGAGGAGCGUCAUUCAUGCUUGAAUUUAGUCCUAAUAGUAAAAUUUCACAUAUCAUUUGAAAUCGAAUGGAGCUACGCUGCUAAUGAAUCUAAAUCUUCAAUCCAUUCAUCUAAUGAAUAA